CCCUCGUUCUGGGCGAGCGGUCUCGGGUUCGGAUUUGCGUUUGUUUAUGUCGUAAGAGCGUUCCACUCGCACUCACAUUCACGUUCACAUUCACAUUCGCAUUCGCAUUCACAAAUACAUUCACACAGACGCACUCAUUUGCCGCCUGCCAAGAUGAGCAAAUUUUUGGACUUGGGCCUUGGCAUUUCAAUAAUCAAUUGGUACUACUCGCUAUCAUAUUUUCUAAUGUGGUGCGUGGCACUACGGCUUACAACAGACGAUGACAAUGAGCCGUUUGUUUGGCUAACCGUUUACAUGGGCAACGUGCUUCUCAAUGUGUUUCUCUUCAUCGGCCUGCGGAAGAGAGAUCGCCUGGCGGUCAAAAUAUGGUUCUCUUUGACGCUGCUCUGGUUCCUGCCCAAACUGUAUGACCACAAAAGGGGUUGUCGACUGGACGCGCGCGGUUUAACGUACCGAAUCGUCAACAUACUCAUGGAAAGCUAUGUUAUCAUAUCUUUUGCCGUCAUGAUGCUGGUUUAUUCCCAUCUGCCCAAGAAGCGGCCCAAGACUGAGCAGCGCUCAAGACAUAAGACAUAUGCAGAUGCCCCCGAUAUACAAAUGGUGGAUCUGAGCUCAAAAGUGGCAGCUAUUGCGCCCCUGGCAACUGAGGAAGUGUUUACGGACGAGGAGGCGGAGGAAAGGGAGAGGGAGAGGGAGAAGGAGAAGGAGGAACAGUGCCUGCCUGGCAGCAGCAAGCAACAGGUGUUUGAGUUCCAUCGCGCUGCCGGCGAUGAUUAGCAUAUUGUAAAAAGUUCUUAACUAUAUAUAUAUGUACAUAUGUAUUUUUGUUUAUGUAUAUAUCUAUAUAUAUUUCUUAACAUUCCCGCACAAUUUCAAAUGCAACUUUAAUUGUUGUCACAAAUUUCACACUCGUUCCAGAAAUGCGUAGCCUUUUAUACAACAGACUUAAAACUUUACACUAACAUAUUACUAUUAUGUAGUUAAAUUGUUAAGUUUCUUUUAUUAUAUAUUUUUAGAAAGAAUGAGAGAGGGACAAUAAUAAAAAAUCAACUGCGACUCGCAGUCGCAACUUAUCAUUGCA
Drosophila montana is the source of this 1081-nucleotide messenger RNA. RefSeq lists its product as uncharacterized. The transcript has 3 exons. The coding region runs from base 154 to 777 and encodes 207 amino acids. The record is from RefSeq and is a predicted model, not a curated record. NCBI's taxonomy places the organism in Eukaryota, Metazoa, Arthropoda, Insecta, Diptera, Drosophilidae.